AACACAACUAUACCCAUGAUGGACGAAGACAUGGAGGAUGUAGACCGCAAAGCGGAGGAAUCUGGCGAAGAGGAAUAUGACGAGAAUGCCGACGAAGACUUCAAUCCCGACCAAGCGAAAGACGACCAGGACAACUCCGAGUCCUCGUCCGACGAGGAUGACGAAGAAGCAGCGAAAACACCCAAAAAGAAGCCCUCCAGCAAAAAACGCAAAACCGACGCCGCCCCAGAUGCAGACCUCGACUCAGGCGACGAAGCCACAAUUCGCGAGCGCAAAACGAAGCGAAGGAAAAAGGCAGCGCAAGAUGAAGAGGAUUCCGGUGGUGAGGGCGGUUUCAUUCGCACGCGUCGUCAACGCGAAGUAGAGAAAGAGGAACGGCGGAAUCGUAAACGUGGCGUACGGGAAGGUGCCGUAACCAUAGACGUGGACAGAGUAUGGGCAGAGUUGAGCAGUAUACCUGUUGGCAGAACAGUUUUACCACCUGUUGCGAAGAGGCUUGGUGGAGGAGAUGAUGGAGAGGACAUGGAUGUUGAUGGGGAUGAGAAAGAGAACGGAGGGGAGAUGGUGAGGAUUCAGAGGAAGAGUCAGUAUGCGGGAGAGAUCACAUAUGUGGAUGUGGAUGUUCCGAGGAAUAGUAAAGAGGCUAGGAAGUAUUUUGAAGAGCAUCCGGAGUUGGAUCCUGACAGGAACGAUUCUGGUGGUACGGGCGAUACUGCUGGCAACACGAACUCCGCGUCUGAUGCUGCCGCGAGGAAUCGUCCACUUCGUCGGCCAUCGAUGUUCGAGCCAAAUCCUACUGGCCUGGUAAAGGGUGUUGCGCCAGAGAAGUUACGUUUGAGGACCCCUUCUAGGCUGGAUGUGCUUAUGGAGCAGAAACGGCUGGAGGCGAAGAAGGGUGCACAAAAGUUGAACACUAUGCAGAUGAGUCAAUACGACUGGAAGAGUUAUGUGGAGAAGGAAGGGCUGAAGGACGAGUUGGAUGUGUAUGAGAGGAGUGGAAAUCGCUUUUUGGCAAAGGAGGCUUUCCUGGAUCGCGCUGCGGGGGCAAGAGAGGCGAAGGCGAGAGAUGCGAGGAUGAGGUUGUGAUUAUGAUGCAUGGAACCAAAAGGGGAGUGGAUGGCCGCUGCAAGCAGAAGUUCUGUGAAGAUGAAGAUUGCAUUUCUUAUGAUACCCGGCACUGUCUGAAUAGCAGAAGGCCACCAUUUAGCAUCUACUGGCGCAUUGUCUGCUACAUUGAAAUCAAUGCGUGAUGUCCACAGCCUCGAGAUUGUCGAAAAGAAUGUGUAAAACUGUACCUCGUCCAUGUAACCUGAAUU
Cercospora beticola is the source of this 1316-nucleotide messenger RNA. RefSeq lists its product as uncharacterized. The record is from RefSeq and is a predicted model, not a curated record. NCBI's taxonomy places the organism in Eukaryota, Fungi, Ascomycota, Dothideomycetes, Mycosphaerellales, Mycosphaerellaceae. Gene Ontology annotation, cellular component: Swr1 complex.